GGAGGCUGAGGAGAAAGUUUCACAAGUUCUUCUACAGUCAGUGGUUCUUUGCGGCGUGUGUACAACAUGGAUCAAGAACGGGAUAACGCAAAACUGCAAUAUCUCAGCAAAUGCAGACUUAUUAAACAAGGAGCUGAGGCUAGAGUUCACCGUGGCACAUUCUUGGGUAAACCUACCAUUAUCAAAGAACGGUUCUCGAAGCGAUACAGACACCCAACCCUCGAUGAAAAGCUCACGCACCGACGCACUACUCAGGAAGUGCGGUCAAUCCUACGAUGCAGAAAAGCUGGUAUCAGAACUCCGGUUGUCUACUUCGUGGACUACUCCUCCCACUGCAUCUUCCUGGAAGACCUCGAAGGCUCCAUCACUGUCAGAGACCACAUAGUCUCCAGCCAAGAGUCUGGUCAGGACCCAGUAUGCCUCGCCGCCUUAGCCCAAGACAUUGGCAAGAUUCUGGCCAAAAUGCACGACGAAGACGUUGUUCACGGUGACCUGACCACGUCAAACAUGUUGUUGCGUCAAGCUUCAGGAGAUGGGAAGUCUGAACUUGUCCUUAUCGACUUCGGUUUGAGCUUCUACUCUGCCCUGCCAGAGGAUAAAGGAGUGGACCUGUAUGUGCUGGAGAAAGCCUUCUUGAGCACACACCCAAAUACGGAGGAGCUGUUUCAGAAGCUCCUGAAAAGCUACACAGAGAGCUCCAAGAAGGCUCCCUCUGUCAUCAAGAAACUGGAUGAGGUGCGAAUGAGGGGGAGGAAACGGUCAAUGGUUGGUUAAAAAAAAAAACAUGUGGGACUGUCAAACAGACUGUUUUGUUUUGUUGGUUGGUGGUAGUACCACUUUUUUUUCUUUUAAGUUUUUUUUGGGGCUCUGGUGCUUUAUUCAUGAUGGGACAGUGACAGAGGUACAGGAAAAGAGUUGGGAGAGAGAUGGGGAAGGACUGGCAAAUGACCCAGGCCAGAAUCGAACCCGGUUUGCCGACGUACCUAGUGCUAGGGCUGCACAAUUAAUCGAAAAAGAAUCAAAAUCGUGAUAAAAUAGUGAAAUCGAACUCAUGAUUUUAAUCGUGAUUUAAUCGUGGCAAAAGUGACUUACUUUUGAGAGCGUCCUUGAAGCCAGAACAUACUGACAGGCUGGUGUUUCUUGCCAGAAAUCUGUCCACUUAAGUUUCAUGCUAUUGCCUUUACAUAAUUAUUACAAUUCAUUUUAUUAUAUCUAAUUCAUUCUUGGUUCUACUUCAUCUUCUUAUAAUUUUCAAAAAAAUCUGCAAAAAUUAAUAGUCGUGAUUAUGAUUUUGACCAAAAUAAUCGUGAUUAUGAUUUUUUCCAUAAUCGUGCAGCCCUACCUAGUGCCCUACUGUUUGGCCAGGGCAGGGCCUGGCAGUGCCACAUUUGACUUUGUGACCUGCAGUUCGGUCAAAUUAUAUCUAAGUUAAGCCUUCUUCAGCAGUUCAAUGGUUUGAAUGUUAUUGUCAACAAGAGACAAAGGCACAAGGCAAGGGCUUUUAACCCAGGCCAUGCUUUUAUAGAGCAACCAGUAUUUCUCCAGUCUGAAUCCUCUUAUAAUUGGUUAUUCUGAACAAAUGCCACGAUGGCUGUCAUAUAAGGGAUCAGGCUGGGCUAAUGUAUAAUAAAUCUGUUAUAAACUGUCAGAUGUGAUACUUUGCACUUGGAAUGUCUGAUAAAUGGACAGUAAGUUUUAACAAUAGAUUAUUGCUCGUCCUUCAUAAAAGAAGUCUACUGGCUUCCAACUUGUUUGAACUGUUUGUGAUGACGAACUUAGUUCUGACUCAUGUUUUCAGUUUUGGCACUUCUGUUCAUGUAGCCUACUGUCUUUUUAACCCAAGCUCAUACAUGCAUGUGAGGGUUUGGUUUUGUGUCAAAUUGCAAGUUGUGGGGAACUGUCCCUUUGUUUUGACAAAAAAUAAAAUUCUUGAAAGGUGUGCAAGUC
Engraulis encrasicolus (European anchovy) is the source of this 1947-nucleotide messenger RNA. RefSeq names its product TP53 regulating kinase (gene tp53rk). NCBI's taxonomy places the organism in Eukaryota, Metazoa, Chordata, Actinopteri, Clupeiformes, Engraulidae. Gene Ontology annotation, cellular component: cytosol; EKC/KEOPS complex; nucleus. The coding region runs from base 67 to 774 and encodes 235 amino acids. Gene Ontology annotation, molecular function: ATP binding; protein serine/threonine kinase activity. Gene Ontology annotation, biological process: protein phosphorylation. The transcript is spliced from 2 exons. The record is from RefSeq and is a predicted model, not a curated record.